GGAUUACUGUAAAGGGACAGGUUCCAGGAUGCUAGCGGCACGGAACAAGGAAGACGUGCAAACCAGGAACUGCAUCUUGUGUGCUAUCAAUUCUCUGAAAAGUCUGCUGACAACCAUGGGCUUUUUCAACAAAUUGACCAGGCUUUACUUCUGGAAGAACUGGGAUAUUUUCACAUCAGACCAACAUGACCAACACCAAGCAACAGAAGAAUACAACCCUAGUGCUUUCCACAGUAAUGUCAGUCUGGGAAAUCCACGCAAAGAGAGGGGAAUUAAAAGAGUCUGUAACUCAGAGCAGCUUAUUAAACCAAGCAUGUCAAUUUUAAAAUAUUUCAUAUCUAAGAAAUCACAACAUGACCCACAACGAACAGCCUCCAGAGGACAUAAAGCCUCCAGACCACUGGCAAUUGAGCGUUAUACACUCCAUAUACAGAUAUACAGUCCAUACACUCAGCUCAUCGAUGAUGAGUUGCAGAAACUGAGAAGGACCAUGCAGAUUACAGACUACAGCAGUAUAAGAAGUUUACAACAGAAAACCCAGUCUGGGGAACAGGUGUCUGAAAAAGCAGAAAAAUACGACAUACGGGAUUACUACAGUCAUGCGAGUCUGAGAAAUCCAAUCAUAGAGGAGGAAAGUGAAAAAGUUCACGCCAAGUUUUUCACGAAACCAAGCCUGUCCCGAAAGAAACCUCUAAUUGACCCACAACAACCAGAUUUUACACUGGAGAAGUCCAAAGAGUUCCUCAGAGGACUGGCAGCUGAGCUGAACGGAGUGUCUCGGGGCCCGGCAUGUCUCAGAGAGGAUAAAGCUUAUGUACCUGAGGAUUUGAAUAAACCGAAGAAGAGCAUACAGAUGCCCAUCACAAACAACAGCAUCAAAAACCUACCACAGAAAAACAUGUCUGAGUUGCCGCACCAUAGUAAACCGAAGUCUGAAAAAACAGGUGGUUUAAAGAUUCCCAAGAAAGAGUCGCAAAACAUCACAAGACCAUCAGCCAAAGUGAUUCUGGAUCUGAACACUGCGAAUCCCACUCUCAAGCUGUCUCAGGAUGGACGCUCUGUGAGAACAAAGACCCACAAAGAGUUUAAUUCCAGCAAGAGUUACUAUGGAUACCAAGGAAAAUCUAAACAUCAGUAUAAUGGCUGGACGUGUGUCCAAGCUCGAGAGGGCUACAGCACAGGCAGGCAUUACUGGGAGGUAGAUGUAAAGGGGAAAUGUGAUUGGAGAAUAGGUGUAGUGAGUGAAUCUGCUCCACGCAAUGGCUUUAUUAACCUGAACACAGACAGAGGGUACUGGACUCUGCGUCUGCAGUUAGGCUCUCUCAUGGCGAUGACUGUACCAGUCACCAAACUCAAUCAGGUGGCGCCUUCUAAGAUAGGAGUGCACCUAGAUUUGGAGGAAAGUCAGGUUUCUUUCUAUGAUGUAAGGAAAAGUAAACAUAUUUACACAUUUCAAGCAGAUUUCAGUAAGCGUGAGAAUAUCUACCCUGUGUUCGGGACCGUGGAGACAGAUAAACCUCUAAGGAUUAUCUAAACAUGCCGUUUAAUCGGUCUUUACGUUGAUUUGAACAUACCGUAGGGAAAUAGAGCUUCUUCUAUCGUAAUAAUGAUAAUGAGUCUUUAUUGGUCACAUAUACAUUACAGCAGAGUGAAAUUCUUUUCUUCGAAUCCCCGAGCAUGUUAGGAAGCCGGGGUCAGCGCACAGGAUCAGCCAUGAUACAGCGCCCCCUGGAGCAGAGAGGGUUAAGGACCUUGCUCAAGGGCCCAACAGUGACAGAUUGGCAGUGCUGGGGCUUGAAUCCC
Molecule: messenger RNA, 1803 nt
Organism: Ictalurus furcatus (blue catfish)
Lineage: Eukaryota; Metazoa; Chordata; Actinopteri; Siluriformes; Ictaluridae
Product: E3 ubiquitin-protein ligase TRIM39-like
Exons: 12
Coding region: 29-1534 (501 amino acids)
Molecular function (GO): protein binding
Source: RefSeq, a predicted model, not a curated record